GCUGGCGGCGUUAAGGCCGCUACGUUAGUGGCGUAAUACAGUAGGUAGGGAGGUUUCUGUUGGUCGGUGGCAGGGUUGAUGAAUAGGGAAGUGGCGCAAGUCCCGGGAUCGCUCCGCUGAAUCCGCCCGCGCGUCGCCGCAGUCGCCGCCGCCCCCCGUCCCGGCCCCCCCGGGUUCCCUCAGCCCAGCCCGGUCCAGCCCGGUUCCCGGGAGGAUGAAGUUCGUGUAUAAAGAGGAGCAUCCGUUCGAGAAGCGCCGCUCUGAGGGCGAGAAGAUCCGAAAGAAAUAUCCGGACCGGGUCCCGGUGAUAGUAGAAAAGGCCCCCAAAGCUCGGAUAGGAGAUCUGGACAAAAAGAAAUACCUGGUGCCUUCUGAUCUCACAGUUGGUCAGUUUUACUUCUUGAUCCGGAAGCGAAUUCAUCUCCGAGCUGAGGAUGCCUUGUUUUUCUUUGUCAACAAUGUCAUUCCACCCACCAGUGCCACCAUGGGUCAGCUAUACCAGGAACACCAUGAAGAAGACUUCUUUCUAUACAUUGCCUACAGUGAUGAAAGUGUCUAUGGUCUGUGAAGCUGCUGCCCCUGAGGUGGGGUGGGGAGGGUCCCAUUCUAAAGAGGUGGCCCCCCUUCCUUGACCUCCUUCUCCAGGCUCAACCACCGCCUUCCUUCUUCAGGACCUGCACUUCCUAAUGUUUGAGGUUCUCUUCAGCCCCUUUUCGCUGGAGGAUUAAUGGGGGAGACAGCCUCUAGAACCUUUCUCCUUUCUUCUUUCUCUACCAUUUUCCCACUUAUGCUUUAGACUUCUUGAUUGUCAAUCUGUUACAUUCAGUGGUUUUGGUUUCUGUUCCCUGACUGCCCAAGAGGCUCAGAACCCCUAACAAUCCCUUCCUUUCACUAUCUUCUCUUUUGGGGGUAGAUGGAAGGGACUGAAAUUGUGGGGGGAAAGUAGGAGGCACACCAAUAAAGUGGAAACCACCAAUCUGA
Messenger RNA from Sorex araneus (European shrew), 981 nucleotides. RefSeq names its product GABA type A receptor-associated protein (gene GABARAP). NCBI's taxonomy places the organism in Eukaryota, Metazoa, Chordata, Mammalia, Eulipotyphla, Soricidae. The record is from RefSeq and is a predicted model, not a curated record. Gene Ontology annotation, cellular component: cytosol; autophagosome membrane; autophagosome. Gene Ontology annotation, biological process: macroautophagy; autophagosome assembly; autophagy of mitochondrion. The transcript has 4 exons. Gene Ontology annotation, molecular function: GABA receptor binding; ubiquitin protein ligase binding. The coding region runs from base 215 to 568 and encodes 117 amino acids.